CUACUCCCCCCCUCCCCUUUAUAUCUCAACUCUUCUCUCCUUCUCUUACUAAUCAAUCAAAACUCUCUAACUCUACAUACUUCUCCCAUUCUUUCUCCAUUUUUCUGGCUAGCUUCCCACACAAAUUCAAAUGGAGAUUCAAGAGAACCAAAUAGAGUCCUGGUCGGACGCUGGGAGUGCGGGAAGCAGGAGCACGCGAGUCGGAUUCAGUGGGCCGUUAGUGACCAACAAGAGGAACAGCAGCAAAAAGAGCGCCAGGUUCAAGGACGAGGACGAUGAGUACGUUGAAAUAACGUUGGACGUCAGGGAUGACUCCGUGUCUGUACAGAACAUCCGGGGGGGUGACUCCGAGACGGCGUUGCUGGCGGGCCGUCUGGAGAAGAGGCCGUCGUCGACGUCGCUAGGGUCUCACUUGUCGUCCCGGUUUAGACAGGUGUCGCAGGAGCUGAAGCGCAUGACUUCUCUGAAGAAGUUCGACAGGGUGGACAGGACUAAGUCAGGAGCUGCUCGUGCUCUCCGAGGUCUCAAGUUCAUGACCAAGAAUGUCGGGACUGCUGGUUGGUCUCAGGUUGAGAAGCGCUUUGAUGACUUGGCCGUCGACGGAAAGCUACCCAAAACUCGCUUUGCCCAGUGCAUAGGGAUGAACGAGUCGAGUGAGUUUGCUGGUGAGCUAUUCGAGGCAUUGGCUCGUCGAAGAGGCAUAGUAUCGGCUUCCGUAACAAAGGACGAGCUUCGUGAAUUUUGGGAACAAAUUACGGAUCAGAGCUUUGAUUCACGAUUGCAAACGUUUUUUGAUAUGGUCGACAAGGACGCGGACGGGCGAAUUACCGAAGAGGAAGUGAAAGAGAUUAUUGCCUUAAGUGCCUCCGCUAAUAAAUUGUCGAAAAUAAAAGAACGUGCGGAAGAAUAUGCGGCCCUUAUUAUGGAGGAGCUGGAUCCCGACAACUUGGGAUACAUUGAGUUGUACAACUUGGAGACCCUGCUUCUGCAAGCUCCAGCACAGUCAACGCACAUAACGACGGACAGCAGAGUGCUGAGUCAAAUGUUGAGCCAGAAGCUGGUCCCCACCAAAGAGUACAACCCGAUCAAGCGGUGCAUGAGUGGGAUAGCCUACUUCGUGGAGGACAAUUGGAAGAGGAUUUGGGUCAUAGCUCUGUGGAUUUGCAUCUGUGCGGCCCUCUUCGCUUGGAAGUUCGUUCAGUACAAGAACAGGGCCGUCUUCCACAUAAUGGGCUAUUGUGUCACCUCCGCUAAAGGCGCCGCCGAGACUCUUAAAUUCAACAUGGCCCUCAUUUUGUUGCCUGUCUGCAGAAACACCAUCACCUGGCUUCGAAGCAGGACCAAACUAGGAGCCAUCGUACCAUUCGAUGACAACAUCAACUUUCACAAGGUGAUAGCUUUUGGCAUUGCGCUUGGGGUUGGGACGCAUGCGAUAUCGCAUUUGGCGUGCGACUUCCCGAGGUUGUUGCACGCGACGGACGCGGAGUACGAGCCGAUGAAGAAGUACUUUGGGGAAGAGAGGCCCAACAAUUAUUGGUGGUUCGUGAAGGGGACGGAGGGUUGGACCGGGAUCGUCAUGGUGGUGCUUAUGGCCAUAGCCUUCACAUUGGCCCAGCCUUGGUUCCGCCGCAACAGGCUAAACCUCCCCAAGCCCCUCAAGAAGCUCACCGGGUUCAACGCUUUUUGGUACUCUCACCACCUUUUCGUCAUCGUCUAUGCCCUUUUCAUCGUUCACGGUUACUACCUGUACCUCUCCAAGGAAUGGUACAAGAAAACGACGUGGAUGUAUCUCGCCGUUCCAAUGAUCUUAUACGCAUGCGAACGCCUCAUUCGCGCUCUCAGAUCCGGCUACAAAUCUGUCAAAAUCUUGAAGGUUGCAGUAUACCCGGGAAACGUAUUGGCUUUGUACAUGUCUAAACCUCAAGGAUUCAAGUACAUGAGUGGCCAGUAUUUAUACGUUAAUUGUUCAGAUGUCUCCCCAUUCCAAUGGCAUCCCUUCUCUAUCACAUCGGCUCCAGGAGACGACUAUGUGAGCGUUCACAUUCGAACUCUGGGAGACUGGACAUCACAGCUCAAAGCCGUUUUCGCCAAGGCAUGCCAACCAGCAAAUGAGGGCCAGAGCGGUCUUCUACGAGCAGACGUCUCAGCAGGCAACAAUAUACCAAGGAUGCCCAAGUUGUUGAUUGAUGGGCCAUAUGGAGCACCAGCACAAGACUACAAAAGCUACGAAGUCCUUCUUCUGGUAGGACUUGGAAUUGGAGCCACCCCAUUGAUUAGCAUACUCAAAGACGUGCUCAACAACAUGAAGCAACAGCAAGACAUAGAAGUGGGAGAGAUAGAGAGUGGGGUCAAGAACAACAAGAGGAAUAAGCCUUUCGCUACCAAGCGAGCCUAUUUCUACUGGGUGACUCGUGAGCAAGGUUCCUUUGAAUGGUUCAAGGGUGUGAUGAACGAGGUGGCAGAGAACGACAAGGAUGGACUCAUCGAGCUUCAUAACUACUGCACCAGUGUGUACGAAGAAGGAGAUGCUCGAUCAGCUUUGAUCACUAUGCUUCAAUCUCUUCACCAUGCUAAGAGUGGUGUGGAUAUCGUUUCAGACACAACGGUCAAGACCCAUUUUGCUAGACCCAAUUGGCGCAGUGUCUUUAAACGCGUCGCUCUUAAACACACUGACAAGAGAGUUGGUGUUUUCUACUGUGGAGCUCCGGCAUUGGUUGGUGAACUGAGAAGGCUUUCUCAGGACUUUUCCAGGAAAACCAGCACUAAGUUUGAUUUUCAUAAAGAGAAUUUUUAGACUAUUUUUUUACAGUUCAAUAAUUCUUUUAAAUUGUAAAAUAUAUAUAAUCGUAUGUAGCUGGUGCUUUUCUUUUCUAUUUUUCUUGUAGGUAGGUAUGAGAAGUUGCAAUUGAUGCGUUUAUCCUCUAUGUACAUGUAUGGUGAAAUAGCAUAAUGUCUUGAUGUUGUAUGAUUCCACUGAAUCAAGUCAAUCAAUUGAAAAACUUCAGCGAA
Molecule: messenger RNA, 3009 nt
Organism: Prosopis cineraria
Lineage: Eukaryota; Viridiplantae; Streptophyta; Magnoliopsida; Fabales; Fabaceae
Product: respiratory burst oxidase homolog protein B-like
Exons: 12
Coding region: 131-2794 (887 amino acids)
Cellular component (GO): plasma membrane
Molecular function (GO): calcium ion binding; NAD(P)H oxidase H2O2-forming activity; peroxidase activity
Source: RefSeq, a predicted model, not a curated record